AUGUCCCCUGAGCCGCCGAAUGCCUCGUUGCUGACAACGACUGCUCAGGUUCGCGCUGGCCUGCAGCUUGUUAUAUUUACAGCAGUUGUCUUAGUUUUAGUCAUAUUCCUCGACAAUCGCUAUCGAGUAUUACCACAAUCAAUCCACAACCACCUACCGGCGCACCACCCCGGGUUCGUGGUAACAGAUGUCACGGUCGUCACUUGCUCCGCGAUAAAUCCCUUCAGCAGCUGUACGAAAGAUGGGCCGAAUUGGCACCGAAUAGAAAAGGACCUCUACCUCGGAAGCGGAUAUGUCUCCACAGCCUACCUCCAUGUGCGCAGGAAGAAGGAGGAUGAUCUUGAACCGCACGAGGAGAUUGUCCUCGACGUCAAGGUAGGCCGCUCAGUGCCAUCCGAUGUCGAUCCCACCUCCAAAGACGUCCGGUGGGAAUCUCGACCUGCAGGCAUCUGGGUCAAGAAAACAGCCAAACGGCACAUAGGAGACGCAGCUAAGCUCGUAACGGGCGUGGAUGUUCUCUUUGGUCCCGAUGCCGCCGACCCACGCUCCAACUGGGCCGUCUCUCACACCUCACUCUUUCUCGACGCCGCUGGCGACACUCCCGAACCACGCCUCACGGUCCGGAAAGGCCCUGCCAUAAGUAAUCUACAGAAGCCCGUUCCGCGCAUCCGGAAGGACGGCAAAUUCAAGAUCAUGCAAGCCUCUGACCUGCACCUUGCCACCGGCCUGGGCAAGUGUCGUGAUGCUAUGCCCGCUGGCUCACCCUGUGAAGCAGAUACAAGGACCCUCCAAUUCGUCGAGCGCCUUUUGGAGGAUGAAAAGCCCGAUCUCAUCAUCCUCUCUGGAGACCAGGUUAAUGGUGACACCGCGCCGGAUGCCCAGACCGCCAUCUACAAGUACUCAGCACUGUUCGCGCAAUACAAAAUACCUUACGCCGGCAUCUUCGGCAACCAUGAUGAUGAGGGCAACCUCGAUCGUGCAGGCAGCAUGGCUAUAAUGGACGGGCUGCCGUACUCCCUCUCCACAGCUGGCCCAGAAGACAUCGACGGUGUCGGCAACUAUGUUGUCGAAAUUCUCGGCCGUGGCUCUACCUCACACUCCGCGCUCACCCUCUACCUCCUCGAUACUCAUUCAUACUCGCCCGAUGAACGCAAAUUCCGCGGCUAUGAUUGGCUGCACAACAACCAGAUCGACUGGUUUCGGAGCACAUCUCAAUCCUUGAAGCGCAAGCACAAGGAAUACACGCACAUACACAUGAAUCUUGCCUUUAUUCACAUCCCUCUUCCGGAGUACCGCAACCCACACCAAUUCUCUGUCGUCGGCAACUGGUCCGAGAAUCCAACAGCCCCUGGCUAUAACAGCGGUUUCAUGGAUGCGUUGAUCCAGGAAAACGUCCUAUUGGUCUCCUGCGGACAUGACCACGUCAAUGAUUACUGCGUGCCUGGCGCGAAUGAGAAGAAGGAGCCUGCGUUAUGGAUGUGCUACGGAGGCGGUGCAGGGUUUGGCGGUUACGGGGGGUAUUACGGUUACCAUAGAAGAAUGAGAUUCUUCGAGUUUGACAUGAACGAGGCGAGGAUAACCACGUGGAAGCGGAUGGAGUACGGCGAUCUGGAAAAGAAGGUGGACGAACAAAUCGUUGUCGACGGCGGAAGAAUACAUGUCGCUGUACAGGAAUAG
This is a messenger RNA of Cyphellophora europaea CBS 101466, 1677 nucleotides long. RefSeq lists its product as uncharacterized. Gene Ontology annotation, cellular component: cytoplasm. The transcript has a single exon. Gene Ontology annotation, molecular function: phosphoprotein phosphatase activity. The record is from RefSeq and is a predicted model, not a curated record. NCBI's taxonomy places the organism in Eukaryota, Fungi, Ascomycota, Eurotiomycetes, Chaetothyriales, Cyphellophoraceae. Bases 1 to 1677 code for a protein of 558 amino acids.